AUGCUGUUGGUUUCGCUGUUCAGCCUGUUCUCCGUGGGUUUCGGAAUGCGGAUCGCGCGUCGGGAUCUCGAUGAUGUGCCGACGACGUUGCUUCUCGAGCUUGGUCCCCUCGCCGUCGUUCCUUCCGACGACGACUUUCUGCUUCUGCCCGCCGACGUGUCCCGCGACAAACGAGGUGUCGAUCCGUUGAGCAUCCCUCGACUCAUCAAAGAGCCGCCACUGAAGAAGCGGAGUGACUUCAAGCGGGGCGACGUCGUCUAUCCUUCGGCCGCCAAGCAGACGGUUCCGUUGGUCCGCGUGCGGGAGCCACCACUCAAGAGAGGACAGUGUAAGUGGAGAGGCAAGAAAGAGACAAUAUCAGUUGAAUGGUUUCAGUGUUCCUCGAAGAGAUACUCCAGUUCAAUGAGGCCAACCGACAAUUUAUGAACCCUAUGCGGAGGAUACGGUAUGUUCCAGGUUCCCAUCCCAAUUCAACUGUAUUUCUUUGAAGGUAUGGCACGAACCGGCACAUCUACUCGUGGUAG
Molecule: messenger RNA, 524 nt
Organism: Caenorhabditis sp. 36 PRJEB53466
Lineage: Eukaryota; Metazoa; Nematoda; Chromadorea; Rhabditida; Rhabditidae
Source: the annotation of a GenBank genome assembly